This is a messenger RNA of Oryza sativa Japonica Group (Japanese rice), 1254 nucleotides long. Lineage: Eukaryota; Viridiplantae; Streptophyta; Magnoliopsida; Poales; Poaceae. The record is from RefSeq and is a predicted model, not a curated record.
UGCAGUGAGCUUACUGAAGUCUGCAACACGAGGCAGAGCCACGCACGCAACGAAACCCGAAGCCGUUGCUUCGCGGCUCUCGCAACCCUCACUCUCCUCGCCUUCCCUUCCACGGACAUGGCCGCCGCUCCCCUCUCCCCUCCUCCUCCCCUCCACGCGCGCCUCCUCCUCCUCCCGCCUCUCCUCCCGACGAUGGCCGGGGGCUCCCGCGGACGGCGGCGGGGGCGGGGGCGCCGCCGGUUCGCGGUCCCGCCGUCGCGGAACGGGAGCUCGUCGCAGGGGACGGAGUGGUGCCCCGUGCCGCCGGAGCAGCUGCCGGUGAACGAGUACGAGUCGCUGGCGGCGUCGCUGCCCUUCUCGUGGGCGGCGGGGGACCUCACGGUCUACUGCUCCCGCCUCGCGCUCACCGGCGCCGCCUUCGCGCUCUUCGUCGGCCUCCCCGUCGCGUCGUUCGGCGGCCGCGGAGGGGCCGGCGGCGACGCCGUGCACCUCGCGCUCGGGGCCACCGGGUCCGGGAUACUGGCCGUCACGCUCGCCGUGGUGCGGAUGUACCUCGGGUGGGCGUACGUCGGCAACCGCCUCCUCAGCGCCACCGUGGAGUAUGAGGAAACGGGAUGGUACGACGGGCAGAUAUGGGUUAAAACCCCAGAAGUUUUGGCUCGUGAUCGGCUUCUAGGUUCAUUUUCUGUCAAGCCUGUGCUGAACAGAGUGAAAUUUACCUUGGUGGGGCUGGCAGUGUCCCUGAUUCUUUGCAUUCUUCUCUACGCCAACACCGAAAACCCAAAGGAUCCUUUUGAAAACACUGUCGGGCGUGCUAUCCCUGGAGUGUACGAUGAUACUUCUGCAAGGUCAUUCGAGCCUGAUGCGUUCUGUGGAGAACCUGAUCUCGGUGAUCUGUCAUAACUGUAAAGAUCGUGGAUGAUACCUACUCGUUGUAAUCUGUGACAUGGGCCACAUGGUGUUUCUCUUCCUUAGCAUAGCUCGAACGGAGGAGAUAGCAUACAUAUAACAAACACCAUAGGUAUAAGGUAUUCCAUGGGAAGGUGACAAGAUGUCUCCGUCCUAGAAUUGCUGAAUUUUGUGAUGCUUCAUAAAGAAUGUAAAUAUUUAACCACAUAAUAUACCCCCAUAGUUAUAGCUCAUAGUACAAAAGUUUUUGUAAAUUGGGGGAAACACGGGUGGUGUGGUGGUGGAGUCGUGGAUGCAUGACUCCACUUAUCAAGUUUAAAUCUUGAUGCCCACAAAUAUUACACA